AUGGAAGGAAACGAUUCUAUUCAAGGCAAACUUUCAAACAGUUUUAAUAAUUUUCUAAAUUAUUACUUAGUACCUGGAGAUUCAAUAGAAAAUGCCAGCAAGCGUGUCCUUCUAACCACUCAACUUAUCUUCUCAUUUGCAAUUGGCUCUACUUCCUUUCUUCUCUUUUGUUUCCUGAGAACUCGAUGGAGUUCUAUGUAUUCACCUAGGCUUAGACUAAGAGGAAUUGCACCAGAUCCUCUUCCAUCAAGUUUCUUUGGAUGGAUUGGUCCAUUGCUUAGAAUUUCAGAAGUGGAAAUAUUAGAUCGUGUAGGUCUAGAUGCUGCUGUGGUAUUACUUUCUCCAAUUGGCAUUGCAAGCUAUUUUUUUGACGAUAAUGAUUUCAAAUUUGAUGACGAUGGUCAUGACGAUGGUGAUAAACCACCAGACUCAAAAAGUUUUUUGGUAGCUUAUGCUAUAUUUACAUGGGUUUUUUCUCUUGCAACCUUUUAUUUCUCAUUUUAUAAUUAUAAAGAAUUUACGCAUGUUCGACAUCAUUAUUAUCUAAAACGGAAAGAUACCAUUGCUACUAGAACUGUAAUGGUAACAGGCAGACGUGGAGCAUAUUCAUCAUCUUCGGUUGGUUUCGUGACCUUUAAAAGUAUAGUUAGCGCACAAAUAGCAUCACAAAUUCUUAUACGACCUGAACCUUUUACCUGUUACACUUCACUUGCACCAGAACCUCGUGAUAU
Molecule: messenger RNA, 731 nt
Organism: Entrophospora sp. SA101
Lineage: Eukaryota; Fungi; Glomeromycota; Glomeromycetes; Entrophosporales; Entrophosporaceae
Source: the annotation of a GenBank genome assembly